Molecule: messenger RNA, 1130 nt
Organism: Heterocephalus glaber (naked mole-rat)
Lineage: Eukaryota; Metazoa; Chordata; Mammalia; Rodentia; Bathyergidae
Source: RefSeq, a predicted model, not a curated record
AUGAAACUUCUCCCGGCAGCGGCUGUGGAAGCGGCGGCGGCAGCGAGAGGAGCUGCAGGCUCCCGCCCUCGCUCCCGCCCCCUCUCCCCGCCGCCGGCUUCGACCGGCCCGAAGGAGGAGCCUCGAGCGCCGCGGCCAGCCGGGGAGCGCGGCCCGCGGGGCUCCCCCGUCCGCGCGGAGUCCGAGCCGGCCUCUCUCCGGAAGGAAAGGCCGCCGCUUGGGCGGCCUCCGGCUCCCAGGGCCGACCCCUGCCCUGUCCCUCCCUCCCCCGCUCCAACUCCCCGCCCAGUUCCCGUCCCGCCCCUGCGCGACCGCGGCUCCACUGAGGUCCUCCGAUCCCCAGAGACCCCAGCAAGCGCGAUCGACCCACUCCGGACCCUCCUAACCCAGCACAGCUGGUCUGGUCCCGGCGUGACCCUUCCCCGUUUUGUUCCGGCCCAGGGCGUCCUGAGGUCACUUAAGCGGUUUCCAUCCUUUUCCCGUUAAACUCGCCCUGCCACUCGGUGCAUUCUUUCCAUUCCUUGUCCCGCUCACUUCUGAAAGUCAGUAGUCUGUCCCACCUCCUUCCCUGUUCUUACCUGCAUCUUUCAUCCCCCUCCCCAGUGUUCACCAAAUGUCACUGUAGCUUGGGGUCUCUAAGAAAAUCCUAGAGGCUGGAAAUGCCUUUUCUGAAAGGCUGGGGGAGGUGAGGUAAGGGAAGCUGGCUUCCCUCAAAAGAUAAAAACCUGGUGUUCUUCACCUGUUGAGUUGGGAAAGGUGGGGCUGCCUAACGGGCCUCCUCAACUCUUUUUCUGGUGCUGGGUCCCUAGAGGUAAGAACCAUGUUCUACUUUCAAUCUUGAAUAGCUCUCGGUCUGACUGUGCGAUGAUGGCUAAAUGUGAGCAAAUGCAUAGGGUCCAUUCCAUCCCAUCCAAAUUGAGAACAUUCUUAUCUCAGAGAACUUAAUCAGAAAAGAAAACAAGAUAGUUUUUAUUCUUGUCUACAAAAUGUAUUCUAAGGCAAUGGCUCUACACAUUUUGCAUUUCAAAUGAGGGAAGGAAUUUUUCAUCAACAGAAUCUCAGAAAAGUUAAAUUGUAUUGGACAAAAUAGUUUCGAGUUGGUUGCUUUGUGAAGAAAAAUAAACUCAAGG